This is a messenger RNA of Diospyros lotus (date-plum), 4750 nucleotides long. RefSeq lists its product as uncharacterized. The transcript has 10 exons. Bases 743 to 4600 code for a protein of 1285 amino acids. Gene Ontology annotation, cellular component: cytoplasm. Gene Ontology annotation, biological process: protein phosphorylation; signal transduction. Gene Ontology annotation, molecular function: protein binding; ATP binding; protein kinase activity. The record is from RefSeq and is a predicted model, not a curated record. Lineage: Eukaryota; Viridiplantae; Streptophyta; Magnoliopsida; Ericales; Ebenaceae.
AUUUGUUUUUUUUUUUCCCGAAUAGUUCAGAAGUUUGAACUGUGUCAAGCGCAAGCAAAGGCCAGAUGCGUCGCUUAAAGCCAGAGAAAAUUACAAUUCGUAAUGGUUUGAAGUAGUUGUACCCAUUCCUAACAAAAGCCAUAACGUACCUGUCAAUAGCAUCACCUCAAAUUCAAUACGAAAUGACAACUGAAUUGAGAGAGAGAGACCAUGGAACCUGCUGCUGGAUGAACACUUCGAGCUGGCUGAUUAUAGUCUUUUUUGGGGCUUGGAUUGAGAUGGAGAUUGGUUGUUCAUAAAUUUGAGUCCCCUUCUGUGGAAUUUCACCAUCUGGUUGUGGGAGUUGAAGCUAUGGGAAGUGGACUAUUAUUUGGCGGUUGAGCUUUGAUUCUGGUGGGUUUUACCCUGUGGUCUUUUUCUGGUUGGUGCACGAGGUUUUAGUGGGAUUAUUGGCAUCUUUUACCAGUUUCCUUGCUGCAGACGUUUGUGUACUAUUGUUGCAUUAAUAACUAUGUUCUCUGUUGUUUCUCGGGGAAGAUCAUUAAGCAUCUAAAAUAUUAGCUUAUUCCUUAGUUCAAAACUGCUGAUUGAGAACUGUUCAAUCUUGGGAGAUCUAUAUCUCUGCUGGAGAAAUUUGUGAUUGGUUGUCUCUGCUGGAAGGCACAGAGUUUCUGCUGAUUAUGCAUCAUAUGGUUUUUCUUGGUAUUUCAUCUACAAGGUUUGUACCUCUGCUGUUGAAAUAAUGGAGAGAAAUACUGGAAGCGGUAUGCUGGAGCAGCAUAAAACCCAUGAGCAAGUUCAAUAUAUUUCUGCGGAUGCUAAAAAAGAGGGACUUGUGUCCACAAAUCAAAGGUUUUUUCAAGAUCUAUCCAGUUCCAUUAAUACUAAUUUAAGACAUCCAGAUUUCAAUAUUCCAGUUGCUUCUAGACCUGUGCUGAAUUAUUCCAUUCAAACUGGUGAGGAGUUUGCUCUUGAAUUUAUGAGGGAAAGGGUAAAUUCAAGGCAGCACUUAAUACCAAAUCCUUCCAGUGAUUCCAGCUCUGCAACUAGUUAUACAGAUCUGAAGGGAAUACUGGGACUCAGUCACACAGGCUCUGAAAGUGGAUCAGAUAUCUCUAUGAUUUCCUCCAUGGAUAAAGGCCAUACCCGAGAGAAUGAACGAAGUGGCUCUUCUGUACAUGAAGACAGGGGGCACUAUGAGUCUAGGCAAUCCAUACCUCAAACCCCAUCAAAAAAUGUCAGCAGUUUGGGAGCUCAUGGUUAUGCUUCUUCUGAAGUUUCUGAUCAUUCAUCAACAAACAUCAAGCUUCUCUGCAGUUUAGGUGGUAAAAUCCUGCCUCGGCCAGGUGAUGGAAAACUUAGAUAUGUUGGAGGUGAAACUCGUAUAAUUCGGGUAAGCAAGCACAUUUCUUGGCCAGAGCUAAAAGUAAAGGCAUUGGAAUUUUACAAUCAAGUUCAUACAAUCAAAUAUCAACUUCCUGGUGAGGAUCUUGAUGCAUUGGUAUCUGUAUCUUGUGACGAAGACCUACAUAAUAUGAUGGAGGAGUGUAAUUCAGUUGAACAUGGUGGAUCACAGAAACUAAGGAUGUUUCUUUUUUCUAGCAGUGAUUUAAAUGAUUCGCAGCUGGGCCUGGGCAAUGUGGAAGGUGAUUCUGAAACUCAGUAUGUAGCUGCAGUGAAUGGCAUGGACAUAGGAUCAGGGAAGAACUCAUUUAAUCUGGGAAGCACUUCAAGAAGCAAUUUGCAUGAAUUGUUCAAUUUCAAUGUUGAAAAGGAAACAGGGCGAGGCAAAGAUGAGUCAGCUGGGGCUCUACCUGCAUCUGUUACAGUUACUAUGCCUUCAUUAACAAAUCUUUCUCAGCCAGUGGUGCUGAGUUCUUCUGGUACUUAUGAAUCCAACCCUCAAGUAUACCCUACUCAGUUGGUAGAUCAUGAAGGAAAACUUCAUACAUUGACUACUCCCCAACCUAGAGAAAACCUCUGUGAUGAUGGCAGAAGUGCUGUUCCUUCUUCUGUUCCAUUGCAAUACGGUUAUGUUUCUCAUCCAUCUACCCAUUCACCUGAUGUAGAAAAUUUAGUCCCAACACCUUUUCAUGGGCAUCUGACUGGACUGGAAGGAUCAGCUCAACAGCAGAAACAGCAAGGCUUUCAUGCUCAGGAUCCAGAAAUGUCAAUUAAGGAGGAGAAAGUCAAAAGCGAUGGCAUAGUUCAGACAAUGAGACUUGAAAAAAUUAACUCUCUACACAAAAUUUCUGUUUCACAUUAUAUGCCCAGGGAAGUUUCUGAAGCCAAAUUUGCAGGAGGCACAGGGAUAUCUUUGUUACCUACAGAAAAGCAUAUCAAGCAAGGGGAAGCCGUAAGGCAUGCAAUGCCUCCUCAUGGAGGUUUAAGUAAAGGGCACUCAAAUGAAUUAUAUGAAAAUGACCACUUCAAUGCAUCUGGUAAGCCAUUUGCUCCAGGAUAUGCAGAAGCGAAGGCGGAUUCUGCCAAGUGUAGCUAUCUUGAACAGCAAGUGCUUCCUCAAAGGGUUUUUGUUUCUGAACAUAUACCGAGGCAGCAGGCAGAAGUAAAUCAUUUGAAAAGAUCUGAUGAUCCUCAUCUUCUUAUAUGGCAUGCACGUUCUUCUGAUCUGCCAGAGCAGAUGAUAGAAUCAGCAGAUGAGUUGCCUGCUGGAACUGUGGCCUCCCACAUGGAGCGGUCACCCUCAUCUGUAAAAUUGCCUGAUAUGAACCCUCAAGUUGUCAAAGAAGGAUUAGUGCAAUCUCGCAAGUGUAAUCAAACAGUUAGUUAUUUUGAGAAAAUGAAAUCUACAAUCUCUGAAGAACCUUUUGAUUCAAAGUUGCAGAAUCCUGUGUCAAGGCCUGUAGUAGUUGCACUGGGAGAUGACCAAGAAAUGGUGGGAGUUCUUAAUAAUUAUAAAGAUCAGUUUGAUGUUGUCAAAGAAACAUUUGUCAAUAAUCAUGCCAUAGGAAGGCAAGGACCUUCUGGUAAGCAGCAGGAGAACUCUGCUUCCAUAGCAUCAGAGUCUCACUAUGGAAGGCUAACUGUGAAAAAGAACAGUGAGAAUGACACCGGGGAGUAUGCAGAGUCAUUUUCUCAAGUGGGAAACCAAAUCAGAGCUCCUUCUAACAGGGAGUCUUCCUGUGUUAGCACUGUGGCGCAUGGGGACAUUCUUAUUGACAUUAAUGAUCGCUUCCCUCCUGAUUUCUUGUCUGAUAUUGUCUAUGAGGCUAGAAAUUCUGAGGACCUUGCUGGCAUCAAUCCAUUGCAUGAUGAAACUGGACUGAGUUUGAAUAUGGAAAACCAGGAGUGUAAGCAUCAGUCAUUCUUACAGAAGCUGGUCCAAGGUGAUGUUAGUGGAGCAGAUUUUUCCCUUAAGGAUCAGGAUCGCCUUGGUUUCUCAUCGCCACUUACAAAUAUCAAAGGGGGAGGUGGAACUCCAAUUGAUUACAGUUUUCCACCUUCAAAAACUGAGGGAAUUGACUCCACUCCAGCAGAUUCCCAUACUUGUUAUACAGAUAAGCUCCAGCUGCAUUCUUCUAGUGCCAUUAUACCUAAAACCAUGGAUCUGCAUCCUGAAAACAGUUCUCAGUUUAAUGGUGACAAAAGCACACUGUUACACUGUUUAGUUAACCCGAGAACACCAGAACCUGAAAUCGAGGCUAAGGAUGGGAAGUUAGAGGGUUGGCAAUCUGGCAUUCCCUUUUUAGUUCCUUCUUUGGGAGAGUUUGACCCAAGUACCUUGCAGAUUAUCAAGAAUGAGGAUCUUGAAGAGUUGAAAGAAUUGGGUUCUGGAACUUUUGGGACUGUUUAUCAUGGAAAAUGGAGAGGAUCAGAUGUUGCCAUUAAACGAAUAAAAAAAACCUGUUUCACGGGACAAUCUUCUGAGCAAGAAAGAUUGUCUCUGGAGUUCUGGCGUGAAGCUGAUAUACUCUCAAAGCUCCAUCAUCCCAACGUUGUGGCAUUUUAUGGUGUGGUACAGGAUGGACCAGGAGAGACACUUGCCACUGUCACGGAAUUCAUGGUGAAUGGUUCCCUGAGACAUGUUUUGCUUCGCAAGGAUAGGCAGCUUAAUCAUUGCAAGCGGCUCAUAAUUGCAAUGGAUGCGGCAUUUGGGAUGGAGUAUUUACAUUCCAGGAACAUUGUGCAUUUUGAUUUGAAAUGUGAUAACCUCUUGGUGAACUUGAAAGAUCCCUCACGUCCCAUUUGCAAGGUGGGUGAUUUUGGGUUGUCAAAGAUUAAAAGAAAUACUUUAGUUACUGGUGGAGUCAGGGGAACCCUUCCAUGGAUGGCUCCAGAGCUCUUAAAUGGUACCAGUAGCAAGGUUUCUGAAAAGGUUGACGUGUUCUCAUUCGGUAUUGUCCUUUGGGAGAUUCUCACCGGCGAGGAGCCUUACGCAAAUAUGCAUUAUGGAGCAAUAAUAGGCGGCAUUGUGAGCAACACGCUGAGGCCACCCCUGCCAAGCCCCUGUGAUCCUGAAUGGAAAUUUCUGAUGGAGCAGUGCUGGGCUCCUGAUCCUGUUGCACGCCCAUCAUUUAGGGAAAUUGCUCGACGUUUGCGCAUGAUGUAUACUCUAACUAAACCGCAAGCAAACAAGUAGCUGCCUAGCUGGUGUCACUGGAUGUUCCCUAAUGAACUAGUUUUAUGUUGUUGUGAGCCUGCAGUGUGAAGUCAUGAAACAUAUUUGCUUUGGGAUUAUCGUUCGAAAAUGUAUACAUGUCUUGUGUAAAGCUUGAAGCAGUGGGUACUA